This is a messenger RNA of Microthlaspi erraticum, 1410 nucleotides long. The record is from the annotation of a GenBank genome assembly. NCBI's taxonomy places the organism in Eukaryota, Viridiplantae, Streptophyta, Magnoliopsida, Brassicales, Brassicaceae.
AUGGAGUCUCAGUCUCAGACUAGUCAACCGGAAUCCCCAAGGCGUUCUCCGUACUCCAUCACCGGAAUGUUCCAAACGCUGAAGGCCAACCUUGUUUUCCGGUCAAAGCUCGCCGAAAUAAGCGGUGCAAUGGGUGAUCUCGGCACUUACAUACCAAUCGUCCUCGCUUUAACUCUCGCCAAAGACUUGGAUUUAGGCACAACCCUGAUAUUCACCGGCAUAUACAACUUCUUAACCGGAGCGCUUUACGGCGUCCCCAUGCCGGUCCAACCGAUGAAGUCCAUAGCAGCCGUGGCGAUCUCAUCAACCAACGAGGAUUUCGGCAUACCGGAGAUGAUGGCUGCCGGAAUCUGCACCGGAGGGAUCUUGUUCUUGCUAGGGAUCUCUGGUUUGAUGCAGUACGUGUUCAACAUAAUCCCUCUAUCUAUUGUUAGAGGGAUUCAGUUGUCACAGGGCUUAGCCUUUGCCAUGUCUGCGGUGAAGUAUAUUAGGAAUGAGCAAGAUUUUGCUAAGCACAAGAGUGCUGGUGAUAGGCCAUGGUUAGGGCUAGAUGGUGUGAUAUUGGCUCUGAUAUGUGUUCUCUUCAUAGUUGUUGUGAAUGGAGAUGGUGAAGAGGAAGAAAAGAAGGAGGAAGAGAGCGAUGAUGGGUCGAGAAGAAGAAGAAGGGUUUCGAUAAGGAAGGUCAUGCAUAGUCUGCCAUCUGCUUUGUUGAUUUUCUUGUUAGGUGUUGUCUUGGCGUUUGUAAGGAGGCCAGGUAUCAUAAACGACAUGAAGUUUGGCCCUUCGAAGAUGAAGAUAGUGAAGAUAGACAGAGAAGCAUGGAAGAACGGGUUUAUCAAAGGGACGAUUCCGCAGUUACCUCUCUCGGUUUUAAACUCUGUGGUGGCUGUGGUUAAGCUUUCGUAUGAUUUGUUCCCUGAGAAGCAGUUCUCGGCGACGUCGGUUUCGAUGACUGUUGGGUUGAUGAACAUGGUGGGAUGUUGGUUUGGUGCAAUGCCUACUUGCCAUGGAGCCGGAGGGUUAGCUGGUCAGUACAAGUUUGGUGGGAGGAGUGGUGGGUGUGUGGCGUUGUUGGGAAUGGCUAAACUGAUAUUAGGGUUGGUUUUAGGAGGUUCGUUGUUGAGUAUAAUGGCGAAGUUUCCGGUUGGUAUGAUUGGGGCUUUGUUGCUGUUUGCUGGGAUAGAGCUUGCAAUGACUGCUAGGGAUAUGAACACAAAGGCAGAUGCGUUUGUUAUGCUUGUUUGCACGGCUGUUGCUUUGAGCUCAAAUGCUGCUAUAGGGUUUUUGGUUUCGGGUAUUUUGUGGGGAGUUUUGUGGUUGAGGAACUACAAGAAGGUCAAGCCAAGCGAGAGCGAGAACGGCCUCCCUCAACAAAUCGACUCAGUCCGAUCGCCCGAUGAACGUGCUUGA